Molecule: messenger RNA, 1119 nt
Organism: Cylindrotheca closterium
Lineage: Eukaryota; Bacillariophyta; Bacillariophyceae; Bacillariales; Bacillariaceae
Source: the annotation of a GenBank genome assembly
AUGGGAGCGGGAAACAGCCCAGCUCUUGCCUGUAAGUUUGGAGCGGCCUUUGUACGGCUGGUUAAGGAACGGUUCGAUGUCUUUCAAGGAACGGGACGCGCGAACUGUGAUUGGACCGGCUUUUCGGAGAUUGGAUUCGACCCGAAGCUUGGGUACGGCUUUAUAUUAACUGACGACACGGGAGGAUCCGUCCUCAUUUGGGUCUGGGUCGAUGACUUUCUGAUUCACGGGCCCACCUACGAAAAAACAGCCCAAGCAUUGGGGUUCUUCCUGGACACUGCGGUGGACUGCGGGUUUCUCUUCCACCCCAAGAAAUUGAUCACCCCACGACAGGAAGUCAAAGAUUGCGGGUUUCUCUUUGACACUCAAGAUGUGCCAUGCAUCCGCAUCCCAGAGAACAAGAGAGAGCUGGCCCUGGGGAUCUGCGAAUACCUUACUGGCGCUUCACGUCACAAAGCAUGGUCACGACUGAGCCUAGCAGUGGCCGCAGGUAUCCUGGAAUCUCUAACUGAAGCGACCCCCAGGAGACUCGGCCAUACUCAUUUGCGCCACUUCCAUUCUUUGGUUCACCCACCUGAUUUGGGAACAGGAGCGGCCCCCUACUACACUACCACUCGAUUGAGCACACCCGUGCUUCACAAAUUGACAUGGUGGAUUUCAUUCUUGAAAUCUGGACGGGGACGAUUCAUUCGCGCCUCCCAGGCGGCUACUUUGGUUCCAACCUUCGGCGGCGGUAGCGGCACGGGGACCGGUGGCACUAUCCAUCUGCCGGGUUGCCCGUUUGAGAUGUGGCGGGGGAAAUGGGUCCCUCUAGCAUACGAGUUCCCAUCCGUAUGGAAAGAGUUAGCCACUCUGAAGGAAACUCUACUCCGAAUCAAAGAGAGCCCUCAGGCCGAGUCGGUUCGCCACACUACUGUGUUGUAUUUUACGGACAACUCCGGAGUCUAUUGGAUCGCAACUACGGGUUCCUCACGGAGCCCUGGUCUCCACAAACUCAUUGGUGAGAUUCGUCUUCUUGAGCUUGAAUUGGACUGCAUGCUCCAAGUGGUCCACGUUCCGGGACUUGUUCUCAUUUCCCAAGGCACUGAUGGGUUGAGCCGGGGUGUCUGGAUGACACCC